AUGUUUUCGGCCGUCCCGACUCCGCCCUCAGUCCCACUCUUCUCGCCCAAGUCCUCUCCGCCAGGCACGGCUCUUGCGCCAUCAGGCCAGCCCCCCAGACCAGACAUUUGGGUCAAAACACGCCCGGUCCCGUCCGGCCGACCGGGGGCAAGACAAGGGUGUCUCGAUUUUCGCCGGUCGAUCGGUUUCGAUAUGGGCAUACACCCUCUGCAAGGGCUGAUUAUUAGUUAUGCUCGAGUAACUGUACGCCUCGGCUCUCCUCUUUCUCGGGCUGUCCCUCGGGCGGCUGCGUGGCCUCAGCUGGAGGCGAGUCGGGCCGAAGUGACCGUGUUUUCCAUGUCGUCUGGGGAGCUGGAUAGGGUUGUUGGGGCGUCUGGUGGCUGA
This is a messenger RNA of Protopolystoma xenopodis, 384 nucleotides long. Lineage: Eukaryota; Metazoa; Platyhelminthes; Monogenea; Polystomatidea; Polystomatidae. The record is from the annotation of a GenBank genome assembly.